ACCUACUCCUGGAUUUGGCCUCUCUUGCACAACGAAUUAUCGAUGAAUAUUGUUUUCACUUAGUACCAAACGAUUUUCAGCACAAGAAGUGUGUACGCAUCUUGUUAUAUCUGCUUACUAUACUUGGUUAUGAUGGAUACAGUACGUGCCCAGAAUCUAUUUGAUAAUCUAUGAAAGUUGCAUCAUCAUGUUGGCAUUGGAGUCGAUAUAGGAGAUCAUCAAAUCGACAUUUAAGAAAUAUGAUUCUUGUCUUCAGUGUUGUUCCGUCCACGCACUGAUUACUGGUUAUAAUUAUGAUACUUAGAACACUCUCGUAUAUCUGGAAAACUAUGCUUAGGAGUAAAUAUACCGAUGCGCUGUGGAAUUUUCUGGUUCGUGCGGGUUUAGUAGCCCUCCCCAAGCCAAGAAUAUUGUUACAAAAUGAUCACUUUGUAGUGAUUGACAAAGACCCAGAUGUAAGGAUAAAUUCGGACGAUCCAAACAUGGCUGUCACAGUUGAAAAUCAGCUUCGCUUAUUAUACCCUGACAAAGCGGACGCACGGAUAAAGCAUGGUUACAGGUUUAUUCAUCGUCUGGAUUUUGCUACCAGUGGAGUCUUGUGUUUAGCAUUCAAUAAAAAAGCUUGUAAUGAGGCCAGUCAGCAAUUUAAGAAUACGAAAGUGACCAAACACUAUCUUGCUUUGGUUCGUGGCCACAUUCAAAUCCCCUAUCUCACCAUCAAUCUUGCAAUUGGCAAGGAGACUGCUCCAAGCAUGGAGCAUAUGUGCUGUGCAUCAACCUCUGCAACAUGUAUCAAUCCGAAGCAAGCUAAGACUCAUCUAGUGCUUUUAGAGUUAGGCCUGUAUCAGAAUUCUCCUGCAUCAAAGGUGCUGUUAAUACCAGAGACAGGUAGACAACAUCAGCUCAGAGUCCACUGUAUGUCUGUUGGUCAUCCCAUAGUUGGGGAUUACACAUACAGUUUCAGAACAGACAACAAACCAUAUCGUAUGAUGCUGCAUGCGUACAGGCUGAUCAUUCCUCUACAAAGUGGAGACAUAGAUGUCACAGCUCCAGAUCCAUUUUUAACAGAGACUGAUGGUCAUUGGAGAUCCACUGAUAUUUUGUUGACUUAUUCAGACUUCAUUAAGACUUAAAAUUGUCUAUAUUACAAAUGUUAAUC
Messenger RNA from Lingula anatina, 1159 nucleotides. Its product is annotated as pseudouridylate synthase RPUSD1. Gene Ontology annotation, biological process: enzyme-directed rRNA pseudouridine synthesis. NCBI's taxonomy places the organism in Eukaryota, Metazoa, Brachiopoda, Lingulata, Lingulida, Lingulidae. Gene Ontology annotation, molecular function: pseudouridine synthase activity; RNA binding. The record is from RefSeq and is a predicted model, not a curated record.